Messenger RNA from Seriola aureovittata, 9377 nucleotides. RefSeq names its product CTAGE family, member 5 (gene mia2). Lineage: Eukaryota; Metazoa; Chordata; Actinopteri; Carangiformes; Carangidae. The transcript has 28 exons. Gene Ontology annotation, biological process: endoplasmic reticulum to Golgi vesicle-mediated transport; vesicle cargo loading; protein secretion. The record is from RefSeq and is a predicted model, not a curated record. Gene Ontology annotation, cellular component: endoplasmic reticulum exit site; endoplasmic reticulum membrane. Gene Ontology annotation, molecular function: protein binding. Bases 121 to 8292 code for a protein of 2723 amino acids.
UUCAGUCUUCAGGACAGCAACAGCUUAGAGGCAAUGUCCACUUGCCAGCACAGCUGGCCUGAAUUAUUUCCUCUCAAUAUGGACAUUUUCUCCUGAUACUCUCCAGUUUAUACACAAAGAAUGGCUGUUUCACAGGUUUGCAGAUUCCUGCGGAUUACAGGCAUAAUGUUUAUGAUUUUUCCUCACAUAAAUCUGGGAUUGCUGUCUGACUACAAGAUCUGUGGAGACUCUGCAUGUGAAAGCCCGAUGAGCAGGGUGCAGGCCAUCAGCGACCACCAUGGCAAGGACUGCCGUUUCCUGAGCUUCAGACGAGGAGACACCAUCUCUGUUUACCACAAACUGACUGGAAAGAGGGACGACCUCUGGGCAGGAUCUAUUGACAAACAGUUUGGCUAUUUCCCAAAGGAUGCUGUGGAAGAGGAUCAGGUUUAUACAACCACGGAGAAAAAAGUGGAAACACAGAAAUCUGAUUUCUUCUGUAUGAAUGAGUUUGGCUAUCCUACUGACUCCAGUGAGCUGGACAGUGAUGAUGAAAAUGAUGAUCAGAAACUCCAAACCCAGGAGUCAGAAUUGACCCAAACCAACCCACACACCGAUGAUACGAAUGCUGAAAGUCCUUCAAAGACCGUAGUUCCCUCUGCAGAAUUUCCAGUUUCAGCACAGCAAUCUGACGGCACAACAACAGAAGGGGGUGAAAAGAGAAAUGAUGGUGAUGCUACUGCCGGGAUUCACGAGGAAGCGCACGAGAAUCCUACGGCUCCGAACGAACAAGGUGGGUCUCCCUCCGCUUCCUGGCUUGGUUCUUCAGUGACAGGAUGGUUACAUCUGGGAAAGGAAGAAGAUUCUGGCAAUUCGGCUGAAGAGGAGAAAGAAAUAGAGAGAAAAGAAACACAAACUAAACCCUCUUUAACUUCAUCCGUGACAGAAUGGUUACAUCUGGGAAAAGAGGAAGAGUCUGACAAUUUGGCUGAAGAGGAGAAAGAAGGAGAGAGAAAAGAAACACAAUCCAACCCUUCUUUAACUUCGUCUGUGACAGGAUGGCUGGGGUUUGGAGGAGAAGGAAAACCUGAUGAUGCAGUAAAAAACAGAGAAGACGAUGAAGAAGCUGCUGAUUCUUUCACUUCAACCAUGACCGGGUGGCUUGGCUUUGGAGGAGAGACAAAAACAGAUUCUGCAAAAAAUGAGCAAGAUGGAGAAAGAGAACUGGAGAAAGAAACUGAGCCACAAGUAAAAUUCAGAGGCAGAAAGAUGUCUCUGGACCUAGAAGGCAGCCAAUUAUAUGAAGAAGAGAAGGAAGAGAUGGGGACAUUGGAGUGGCUAGGAAACGCACUGUCAGGUGGUAGGAAGGACGAUGUCUUACCUGCUGAUGCCGCAUCCAUGGUUGAUGAAAAAGAAACUCCUCAGCUGAAAUUAGAGGAAAAGUCCCAGGAUGUAGGUGGAAUGAUGGACGAGGAAAGAUCUGCAGAAAUGGAGGGUGAAGAACAUCAGAUGCUCAAAUCAAUAGGAGAUGAAGGUGAGGAUAAUAACAGAGAGCCAGGAGAGGUGGAAAUUAAAACUGCAAGUGACAGUGAUCAAGGUUUUUUGACACAAUCUGACAUCAAUCGAGGGCCUGAGUUCAGUUCUGUGGAUCCAAAGUCAGACUUGACCGGAGAAUCUGUAGGUAAGGCUGAAGAUCAGCUGCAAAGCAAGACAACAGAAAGUGGGGAUAAGGAAGGGGCUGAAAUCAUGUCAGAUGAAACUGGUGCUGCUAGUGGUGCUGGUCAUGAAGGUGAGGGGAGCGAUGCAGACACAGAUGUACCUCACAGAGAAAUUUCCACGCCUCAAACUGAUGAAUCAGCAGAACAAAGUCAGGGCAGUGGCAGCGUAGAGGAAGGCAGUGGAAACAGUUUGCCUGUCUUAUCGUCAGGCACAGCUGAGGAGAGAAAUGAACCAGUCCACAGUGACGAGGAAAGUUUAACUGCUCACAGUGUAAAGACCGAUGCUGACAACUCGGAUACCCCUGCUAUGACCGAUAAUAACACAGAGACAGAGACACAUCAUGGUGAGUUAGGAGGGGAGGGAGAGUCUCAGCCUGUUGAGGGUGCUGAGACGAGUGAAACGAGUCCUGAGAAUCUGCAUGAAAAAGGCCCAGAGGGGGACAAAGGGACACUCUCCUCCAGCGGGAGCACAACACAGAUGGUAAACAACGGAGAUCAGGAGUCUGUGUCUCCACAGAGAGUCACAGACGGUGAAGAUGAUGCAGAAAAGAAACAAGAAACGGAGGGAAACGCAGAAAACAGCCAACAAGCUCAAACUGAAAGGGAGUUCAUGACUGAAAAUGGCCUCAAGGCAGCGACUGAGUCAGAGAAAGAAGGUGAGACUGGACAGGUUGAGGAGUCAAAGGAUGAGGAAAAGCAGGAGAAGACAGAGGUAAAGCAAAAUGAAAAACAGGAUGGAGUAAAGGUGGAGGAAGAGAUGCAUGAAGAGGAGAAACAGCAGAAAAUGGGGGAGGAAAAACAGGAUGAGGCAGAGGUGUUAGAGGAAAAGGAGAAGAAGCAGAUAGAGAAGGAGAUACAAGAAGAAGGGAAGCAGGAAGAGGUGGAGGAGUUAAAGGGAGAGAAGAGACAGGAAGAGUUAAAGGAGGUGGAGGUGGAUGGGUUAAAUAAAGAAGAGAAGAAGCAGGAGGAGGUGGAGGAAAUAAAGGAAGAACAGAAGAAGCAGGAGAAGGUGGAGGAGACAAAAGUGGAGAAGAAGCAGGCGGAGGUGGUGGGGGUGAAGGAAGAUGAGAAGAAGCAGGAGGAGGUGGUGGGGUUAAAGGAAGAGAAGAACAAGCAGGAGGAGCUGGUGGGUGUGAAGGAAGAGGAGAAGAAUCAGGAGGAGGUGGUGGGGUUAAAGGAAGAGAAGAAGAAGCAGGAGGAGGUGGUGGGGUUAAAGGAGGAGAAGAAGAAGCAGGAGGAGGUGGUGGAGAUAAAAGAAGAGAAGAAGCAGGAGGAGGUGGCAAUGUUAACGGAAGAGAAGAAGAAGCAGGAGGAGCUGGUGGGUGUGAAGGAAGAGGAGAAGAAUCAGGAGGAGGUGGUGGGGUUAAAGGAAGAGAAGAAGAAGCAGGAGGAGGUGGUGGAGAUAAAAGAAGAGAAGAAGCAGGAGGAGGUGGUGGGGUUAAAGGAAGAGAAGAAGAAGCAGGAGGAGGUGGUGGGGUUAAAGGAAGAGAAGAAGAAGCAGGAGGAGGUGGUGGGGUUAAAGGAAGAGAAGAAGAAGCAGGAGGAGGUGGUGGAGAUAAAAGAAGAGAAGAAGCAGGAGGAGGUGGCGAUGUUAAAGGAAGAGAAGAAGCAGGAGCAGGUGGAGGAGAUAAAAGAAGAGAAGAAGCAGGAGGAGGUGGUGGAGAUAAAAGAAGAGAAGAAGCAGGAGGAGGUGUUGGGGUUAAAGGAAGAGAAGAAGAAGCAGGAGGAGGUGGUGGGGUUAAAGGAAGAGAAGAAGCAGGAGGAGGUGGUGGGGUUAAAGGAAGAGAAGAAGAAGCAGGAGGAGGCGGUGGGGUUAAAGGAAGAGAAGAAGCAGGAGGAGGUGGUGGGGUUAAAGGAAGAGAAGAAGAAGCAGGAGGAGGUGGUGGGGUUAAAGGAAGAGAAGAAGCAGGAGGAGGUGGUGGGGUUAAAGGAAGAGAAGAAGAAGCAGGAAGAGGUGGUGGGGUUAAAGGAAGAGAAGAAGCAGGAGGAGGUGGUGGAGAUAAAAGAAGAGAAGAAGCAGGAGGAGGUGGCAAUGUUAAAGGAAGAGAAGAAGCAGGAGAAGGUGGAGGAGAUAAAAGAAGAGAAGAAGCAGGAGGAGGUGGCAAUGUUAAAGGAAGAGAAGAAGCAGGAGAAAGUGGAGGAGAUAAAAGAAGAGAAGAAGCAGGAGAAGGUGGAGGAGAUAAAAGAAGAGAAGAAGCAGGAGAAGGUGGAGGAGAUAAAGGAAGUAAAGGAAAAAGAGAAGAAGGAAGGUGAAGAGAAACAGAUGCAGUCAUCUCAUGUGGAGGAGCAGAUGGAAAACAACAACGUGAGCAGCAGGCCAGAGUCAGAAAGCAGUGAGAAAGAGACUGAGAAGACACACAAGGAGGAAGAGGAGAGAGAGAAGGAAAAAGAGGAGAAGGUAGAAGAGGUCGAGGAAGAGAAAAGGCAGGUUGAGGAAAUGCAGCAGGUGAAGGAUGGUGACAGGAGGGACAAAGAGGAAGAGGAAAGCCUGAAGUGUUUAAAUGAGCUUUGUCCUCCAGCCACUGACGGUGAAUCUGUCAGAGACGAAGGGACACUCCAACCAGGAAAUCAGAAUGGUGAAAUACCACCAGACAGGACAGGAGAGGUUCAGACAACACCUCCUGAGAGAACUGAGGGAGAAAGAGUACGACAGGAGGAAGACGGUUUGGAAGCUGACCAGAUAGAAGACAUUGAUCUGACAUAUUCAGCAGAGAAUGGUCCCCAUGGUCUGCAUAAUGAAAGUUCACUUGGUCAGACAGCCGAGAAGAGGGAAGAUGGUGAGGUGUAUCCAAGCGAGGCACAAAACGCUGACCUCUCUGACGACAAAGUGCUCUAUCAGGGGAAUAACAUGAAACCCGGAGACACUGAAACUAGCAGCAAUGGGAUUUCCACUGAGAAGAAACCAGACCAAAUACACUCUGAUCAUAAGACAGACACAGAGGAGGUCAUUAAUGUAAGAAGGAAUGAGAACACUGAUUCACAGAUUAAUGAUAAUACAAUUGGCAUCGAAUCCAGGGGAGAGGAAGGAUGGGAGUCUGUUGAAAGCCAGGCUGUUAUACCUGACCAAACGGUGCCACACCCCACCGGUGCUUCACUUCCGUCUGACGAUCACAAUGAAAGAACAGCAGAGACUGGAAAUGGAGGAGCUUUUGGUCUUUUCAAAAACGCCUUUAGCUUUUUCAGUGAAACACCUGCCACUGAAACAAAGGAUUCCACUGAUUCUGCCCUAAAUGUGGAUACUGAAACAGGUGAGACAUUUCAGCCAUCGGCCUCUCCGACCCCUGAACAAGAGCUGGACUCUGAUUCAAGUCAGAUUUAUAAAUCAGAUUUGCACACAGACUCUCAUGUCGCCAUGCCCACAGAGCAGCCACAACAAUCUCCUUCCUCUGCUGAAAUCCAGACAUCAACUCCAUCCCAUGCUCAUCCCCACACUCCAUCUCCAAAAACAGAACCCCCACUCCAAACAAAAACCCUCUACAAGUACUACAAAAACCUGCCCGCCUAUUUCAGUGCGGAUGAGACGACUGUUUUGAUGGAGCUCUUUGGGCAAAACAAACUGCAGUUUUUGGAUUUCAUGUUGGAAAGCUCAGAAACUGUGACUGAAGAUCCUGAUAAUGAUGAAUCUAUACUGUCGGAUAUAGAAAGACUUAUGCACUAUCACAGGGAGACGCUGGUACCUCCCAAUGCGAAGCUCGUGGAUGCACCACAGGAGGACAAGGAAAAGACUAGAACGCUCAUUGCUCUUCAGAAACUAGAGACGCUGAUAACAAGAGUGAGAGAGACAUUCAACACAGGAAAAUCUGACACUAGUAAAGAAAACCAUCAAGCUGAGGCCAGCUGUGUCGGUGCAUCCUGUUCAACUAACAGUAAAGAUAGAGAAAUGACCACUGAGGAUGACUCAAGUAAAACAGAAGAUCCUUCUGUAGCCCUGGAUAGUGACAUCCAAAGAGAUGAAGGGAUGGACGUGGAGAACGAUGGACAAAAGCGUGGAAAAGAGAGAGAAACUGAUGUUAAAAGAAAAGAGAAGGGAGAAGGAAAUAAAGAGUACCGUCCUCACAAUGAGCCAGGAUCACUACAGCCACCUGAAGGGGUAAUGAAGCCCAUUCUGGACUUUGUUCAUCAGAUCGCUGAAGACUCAGUCGCUCAAGUCACUGCAGUGAGGGAGCUCCUAUGCAUUACUGUACAGGUUGUAUCCUCGCUGCCUGAUGACAUCAGACCUGGGCCAGACCUGUACGGGGUGCCAUGGGAGCCAGUCAUCAUCUCCAGUUUGGUGGGGUUGGUGACAAUGCUGUUGUUCACCUGUAGAUGUUAUAGCUCUGUCAAAAGCAGAAUGUAUAGAAGUAAAGAGCGGUGGAUGGCUGAACAGGUUGCACAGUUGCUGGAUGAGAAGUGUAAAGUCCUUGAGACUCUCAGUAAAUGUCAACAAGAGCAUGAUGACCUGGAGAAUUCACUGAGGGACAGUGGGGUCUUGGCCCAAACUCAAAAGACAGAACAUCUGGAGGUCAAAGCCAGACAGUUGGAACAUGAUAAAAAGGAACUGGAGAGGGACCUUGAACAACUGAAGGAUCAGUUGGACAAGCAGAAAGAACACAGGAUAGAGCAAGAAAGAAGGAUAGCAGCGCUUGAAGAGAGCAUGAAAACAUUUGAAGAAGAAACCAAAGACAUCCAGUCACAGGACGAGCAGGCACAAACUACUCUGAAAGUGUACAGUAUGAACAGUGACAGGCUACAAAGGAACCUGGAAACAGCUGGAGAGGAGAAUACACUGCUACAGGAGAGCAAUGCCCAGUUGCGGCAGCAGGUGGAGGGAUGGGCUGAAAGAGUGAGUGAGUUGGAAGCGGAGAUGCGGAGGUGUGAGUUUGCCCACAGCGGGAUGCAGCAGGAUGUGGCCAAUAAGGAUGAGCGUAUAAUGUCCUUGACAGACCGCUUGCUGAGGAUGAAAGCUUGGGAUUCAGAUCUGGAGGAAGAGGAAGGUGAGGAAGGAGCAGAGAAGGAAACGUCCAAUGGGGCACCAGGAAAAGAAGAGGAGAAUGGAGGGGGGGACAUAAUGGACAAACAAGGCCAUUUCCAGAAAGUCCAGAAACUCAUUUAUGCUGCUAAGCUGAAUGCAGACCUCAAAUCAGUAGACGAAGACAAGGACAGGGUGUUUGCCAAACUGAAUGAUGAAGUCAAAGCUAAAGAAGACCUGCAAGUGAGCAUCAAGGAGCUGGAGAAUGAGAAGUUAUCUCUGCAGUCAGAUGCUGAGCACUACACGGAUCAGGUCCAACGGCUACAACAGAAACUCCAGAUUAUGACAGAAAUGUACCAGGAAAAUGAACUCAAGCUGCACAGACUGCUGACAGUGGAGGAGAAGGAGCGUCUGCAGAAAGAAGAGAAGUUAAAUAAAGCAGACAAAAACAUUGCAAUGGCCAUGGAAGAACUCAACAACUACAGACAACGAGCAGGAGAGAUGGAGGAGGAGCUGGAUAAAACCAAACAGUCUUACCAGACCCAAAUAUCAGCACAUGAGAAGAAGGCACACAAUAACUGGCUUGCAGCCCGAGCAGCAGACAGAGAACUUUCAGACAUCAGGAGAGAGAACGCUCUCCUAAGACAGAAGCUGACUGACACACAGUUUAAACUAGAUGCCCUUGACAAAGACCCAUACGCCUUGGACAGUCUGGCUAGACCACUGCCUUUCAGAGCUGAAAGGUCACCGUAUGGUCCUUCCCCUCUGGGUCGACCAGCAUCUGAAACCAGAGCUUUUCUGUCUCCUCCUACAUUAAUGGAUGGACCACCUGCUAGAUUGUCUCCUAGAGUGGGUCGUGGUCCCAUUGAGCCCCCAGGUGGCCAAGGGGAGAUGGAGCGGAGUGGAGGUCCUCAUUCAGACAGUGGCUCAAUCUCUCCUACAUGGGAGAGAGAUCGCAGGGGACCCAUGCCAGGGCCUCCUGGGCCCCCAGGGCCCCUAGGACCUCCAGGCUAUAUGUUUCAAGAACCAGGAGGUCCAAUGUACAGGAGACCUCCCCCAGGAGCUAUGGGCCUUUUGCCUCCUCCCGGCUCCCUCCCACCUGGCCCUCCUCUUCCCCACCCGAGGGGUUUCCCUCCUGCUGGUCCACCAGGACCUCCCCACCCUACAGACAUGGCAGAUGGCUCAUACAGAGAAAACAGCCUUGGAUCCGGGGAACAGGAACACAGAGAGUCUGGUCCGGGUGAUCGAAGGACUCCCCCUGAAGCAGAUCCGAGGAUGGGGGGCCCACCCCUUCCUGGACCCCCCAUGGGCCCCAUGGGCCCCAUGGAUGGUCCCUUUCCUCGUAGAGCUCCCUAUGGACCCCCACCUCCUGAUUUCUACCCUCCGAGGGGACCGGGGGGCCCUCCCAUGAUGCCUAUGUGGGCCCCUCGACCUCCAGGAAUGAUGUUCCCUCCUCGUUUCCCUCCCGGUGGCCCUCCUCUUCCUCCAGCUCCUCAUCCUCACUAUGCUCCCCCCAUGCGGCCCCCUCCACCCGACAGCCUCACACCUCCUUCCAUGGGUCCUCCUCCUCCUCAGCAUUCCCUCUCCUCCCCACCACAGAGCCAGUCACCUGAGGAGCACAGACCCUCACCUGAAGACGCCAUUUGAUCCUGACCAAGUUUCUACUUGAGCUGUGAGAUGAUGCAUUUCUGGUUAAAAUUUAACUCAGUGGUGGAUGGAGGGCAGGUUGCAGUUUUCCACUAAUUUCUGUAACAUCUAUUUAUUAACCAGGAAAUAUUUAAUGAAUAGUGUUAGUAAACAGGAAACAUCAGGCUUCAUUAGCCUGUUUUGUUGCUAUCUGUCUCUCUCCUCCUGUCACAUCCUUGUUUCUCUCUUUCUUCUAUCUCUUUGUUAUUCCCGCUCUCUGCCCCAUCAUCAUCCAGCUUCAUUCCCUGUCAGGUAGUUCCUGUUGUUGUGGAGUCAUGCUAACAGGAGGCAGCCUAAUCUGUGCCUGUGUGUGGGGGUAUUGCCACAUGAACCAGAAACUUGCUUGCUGCUUGUGAGCUUGACAGUGCCGGAAAGGUUUUUAAUGCAGCCUAGGUUGAAAUGUGUGCAUGUAAAGAUGCUGUCUGUGGUGGAGAGUGGAGUAUUUUAUGUAUGGAAUAAUUUCAUCCCAAUGGCACAGAAAGAGAAGCUAUCAGGGAAGAAAUGCAUCUUUUUACACCUAAAACAGUUUAUUUUGUUAUACCAACACUCUUGCCAUUGUCACCAUAAUUAAAAACAAAUAGCCAUUUAGCAUCUGUGUUGUUGUUUACCUGGAUUCAGCUGCACUUAAACCAGAUCACACCAGGAUCUGAUUUCAGUGUAGUUUGUUUUCUCUGUGACUGAACUGAGUUGAUCUUAAACCCUCCAUAAUAUUCACCAGAGGUCAAAUGAAACUUAAAAUAUAAUUAGAGUGCAAAACCUGAUUUCCCUGCAGGAUGUAGGGGAUUCAGAGCAGCAGAUAAACUUCUUUUGAUGCUUUUGAUCAUGUUACAAUGACUUACAUAUGACCCAUGCUUGAAAAGACUGGCGUAUAGAAGACACUUGUGUUUUUGUUGAAGUGAGUUGUGACUGAUCCUGAGAGUCACAGAUUGGUGAAUGAAAUGGACUGAGUGGAAGAGAGGCUGCCUUCAGAGCCAGAAAGAUAACACCCAUGUGAAUUUUGUAAAAAGUGAUUAUUGAUAGAUGAAUAAAGACUGUCAAAUUGUCAA